Corvus hawaiiensis (hawaiian crow) is the source of this 1424-nucleotide messenger RNA. RefSeq names its product TNF superfamily member 15 (gene TNFSF15). The transcript has 4 exons. The record is from RefSeq and is a predicted model, not a curated record. Lineage: Eukaryota; Metazoa; Chordata; Aves; Passeriformes; Corvidae. The coding region runs from base 64 to 1149 and encodes 361 amino acids. Gene Ontology annotation, cellular component: membrane. Gene Ontology annotation, biological process: immune response. Gene Ontology annotation, molecular function: tumor necrosis factor receptor binding.
CCGGGCUCUGCUUGCCUCUGCCUCUCUCCCCCCCUGCUUCUCACUUUCACUCCCAUUGGUUUCAUGUUCCCCGUGCCACGCGGAAAAGCCUGCGAGCUUAUCCAGCCCAGCAGCGGGGUUUAUCCUGGUUCCACCCACUGGGACUUUCCUGGCUUCCUUCUGCACCGAGAGGGGGGAGGCAAAGCCGUCGGGAGGCAGGAGCCGGCCCCGGGCAGCGCAGGGAGCGCGGUGCUCCCGCUCUCCCUGCCGGGUUUCUAUUGUAGGCGGUGCAUUCCUCGGGAGGGAGGGAGGGUGUGUGUGUGUGGCGGUGCCUUCCCACACUCGGGGCAGCUCUUAUUUAAUGGGGGUCUCCAUGCAGGCCAGGCACCACAAGAGGAUUGGCAGUGCCCGGCUCUCUCGGAGAACGAGCCCGGCGCUGCUGCCAUGGAGGGUGUGGUGGAGAUCGGCCCGGAGGCUGCGGCUCCCGGCAUCGGCCAAAGCGCCGGGAUGCACCUCCGCAAGGAUUUGAGGAGGAUACGGUGCGCGCUGCUGCUGUGCCUGCUCGCGGUGCUGCUGCUCAUGCUGCCCACCGCUUACCUGCUGAUCGGGAACCUGCGAGCGCCCAGCUCCUGUGGCAGCCAGGUCACAGAGGAGAGAGGCUCUCACUUUCUGAAGCAACGAGCAGUAGCUGCCGUUACAGACACACUUUCCAGCGCAGAGAAGCCACGAGCUCACCUGACAGUGAAGAAGCAGGACCUGGCCAGCACCGUGGGGAGCCACCUGCCCAUCCUGCAGUGGGAAGACAAGCGAGGCCUGGCCUUCACCAAGAACAACCUGAGUUAUUCCAGCAACGCUCUGGUGAUUCCUGUGUCUGGGGACUACUAUGUGUACGCUCAGGUCACCUUCCGAGGGCCCAUUGAGAGUAGCACCAAGCCCAACUCUGUCACCGAGAUCAUCACCAAGGUCACCGACAGCUACCCCGAGCCCACCCAGCUGCUGACGGGCACCAAGACCCUCAGUGAGAACAGCAAUGGUUGGUUCCAGCCCAUUUAUCUGGGCGCUGUUGUCUCCUUGGAGGUGGGAGACAAGCUGAUGGUCAACGUGAGUGACAUCAAGCUGGUGGAUUACACCAAGGAGCACAAAACUUUCUUUGGGGCCUUUUUGCUGUAGGGCUCUGGCAGCAGCUGGUGGGGAUCCCUCCAGGGUCGUUGGGGGGACCUCGUUGGACUCUGGCUUUGUGGGCGCGUGUUGGGGUGAGAUCUCUGCUGUUUUCCUUCUUUUUCUUCUGUACCAUCACUCCUCUGCAGCUCGCUAGAGCCUUAAUUUAAUGGGUAGGGAAAGGUGAAGCUGUAGGUUGAAGUGAAAUAACCCCCUCAAAAAAAACCAACAAAAACCAACCAAAAAGUAACUUAAAAAAAACUCCCCCCCCCAAAAAAAAACCAAAA